CGUUCCUUUUUUGUGAACAUUUGAACUUGCUGCAGCAGGACGGCAAAGCACUGAGGGUAGAUCUGUGCAGAACAUUUGCUGAAGAAAGAUUUUUAAAAUUUUAAAAUGAGUGCUAAAAUCAUUGUUACUUGUCUUGCUUUGUGCCUGCUUUAUUCCACUCUUACUCAAGGCAUGACACUGUCAGGAACAGGGCUGUUAAACUGUAAGUGUCUGAACACUAUCCGCCAAUUCAUCCAUCCUCGAUAUCGUCAACAGGAGGUUAUUAAUUAUGACUGUGAAAAUGUAGAGGUUAUAAUCACUCUUACAACAGGGAUAAGUGUGUGUGUGGAUCCCUCUCAACCAUGGGUACAAAGGAUUAUCAAUAAGAAAAUAUCAGAAAGGGAACAAAAAUAAAUAAGACAAAGAAGAAGAGCAAGGCAUCUAAAGAAGAAGAUGAGGGGAAUAUCUGCUAUUUACACAACAAUGUACCGUGUCACUUUUGCUUUGUUACCUCUUGUUUGCUAUCCUAUUAUGCCUAUUUAACUUUCUGAUCAUUAUCUUGCUUUACUUGACCAUAAUCUCUCCAUGCGAUAGCAGAGCCAACCUGUACUGUUAGAUGGGAGAUCUGUGUCUAUGCUUUAUUACAUAAAGUUGUACGAAUAUUUUAUUAUUGCAAAUAAAUUGUUAACUUGUUAAA
Molecule: messenger RNA, 676 nt
Organism: Xenopus tropicalis (tropical clawed frog)
Lineage: Eukaryota; Metazoa; Chordata; Amphibia; Anura; Pipidae
Gene: cxcl8b
Product: C-X-C motif chemokine ligand 8b gene 1
Exons: 4
Coding region: 106-393 (95 amino acids)
Biological process (GO): immune response; cell chemotaxis
Cellular component (GO): extracellular region
Molecular function (GO): chemokine activity
Source: RefSeq, a predicted model, not a curated record